AUGCCGGUGACCUUCGAGGAGGUGGCUGUGUAUUUCACCCAGGGGCAGGGGGCUCUGCUGGACCCCGCUCAGAGAGCCCUCUACAGGGACGUCAUGCAGGAGAACUACGAGACGGUGACCUCGCUGGGAUUUCCCAUUCCCAAACCUGACCUGAUCACCCGGCUGGAACGAGGGGAAGAGCCGUGGGUGCCCGAUCUCCAGGCUGCUAAGGAAAGAGAGAUCCUGAGAGGCGCUCACACAGGAUUUCCCAUUCCCAAACCUGAGCUGAUCUCCCGCCUGGAACGAGGGGAAGAGCCGUGGGUGCCCGAUCUCCAGGCCUGUGAGGAAAGAGAGAUCCCGAGAGGCGACUGCAUAGGUGCUGAGAGAAGAAUCCACACAGGAGAGAAACCCUAUAAGUGCUUAGACUGUGGGAAAAGUUUCAUACAGAGAUCUACUCUUGUUUCACAUCAGACAAUCCAUACAGGAGAGAGACCCCAUAAAUGCUUGAACUGUGGGAAAAGUUUCAAACGGAGAUCAGGCCUUGUUAAACAUCAGGCAAUCCACACCGGAGAGAGACCCCAUAAGUGCUUAGACUGUGGGAAAAGUUUCAGAUACAGAUCAAGAUCUGCUCUUCUUUCACAUCAGACAAUCCAUACAGGAGAGAGACCUUAUAAAUGCCUCAACUGCGGGAAUGGUUUCCGUUGGAAGUCAAUCCUUAUAAUACAUCAGAGAAUCCACACAGGAGAGAAACCCCAUAAAUGCUUAGACUGUGGGAAAAGUUUCACACAGAAAUCAGUCCUUGUUAAACAUGGGAAAAUCCACAUGGGAGAGAAAUCCCAUAAGUGCUUGGACUGUGGGAAAAGUUUCAUAGAGAGAUCUGCUCUUGUUUCACAUCAGACAAUCCAUACAGGAGAGAGACCCCAUAAGUGCUUGAACUGUGGGAAAAGUUUCCGUUGGAAGUCAGUCCUUAUAACACAUCAGGCAAUCCAUACAGGAGAAAGACCCCAUAAGUGCUUGGACUGUGGGAAAAGUUUCAGGUGGCAGUCAGGCCUUAUUAAACAUCAGAGAAUCCAUACAGGAGAGAGACCCCAUAAGUGCUUGGACUGUGGGAAAAGUUUCAGGUGGCAGUCAGACCUUGUUAUACAUCAGAGAAUCCAUACAGGAGAGAGACCCCAUAAGUGCUUGGACUGUGGGAAAAGUUUCAGGUGGCAGUCAGGCCUUGUUAUACAUCAGAGAAUCCAUACAGGAGAGAGACCCCAUAAGUGCUUGGACUGUGGGGAAAGUUUCAGGUGGCAGUCAGGCCUUGUUAAACAUCAGAGAAUCCAUACAGGAGAGAGACCCCAUAAGUGCUUGGACUGUGGGAAGUUUCACACAGAGAUCACACCUCAUUAA
Messenger RNA from Emys orbicularis (European pond turtle), 1371 nucleotides. RefSeq names its product zinc finger protein 250-like. NCBI's taxonomy places the organism in Eukaryota, Metazoa, Chordata, Testudines, Emydidae. The transcript has 6 exons. Gene Ontology annotation, molecular function: DNA-binding transcription factor activity, RNA polymerase II-specific; RNA polymerase II cis-regulatory region sequence-specific DNA binding. Gene Ontology annotation, cellular component: transcription regulator complex; PcG protein complex; chromatin. The record is from RefSeq and is a predicted model, not a curated record. The coding region runs from base 1 to 1371 and encodes 456 amino acids. Gene Ontology annotation, biological process: regulation of transcription by RNA polymerase II.